AUCGUUUUUCAAGAUGGCAGCCUCCGUGUGAAAGAAGUGCUUUUGUUUUUGUUGUGACUCUGGCAAAUUGAGGCUUUGGUUGAGUGGUUGGAAGCUGAAUUGCAUACAGUCUUUGAAACGAAAUCUCCUCACAAUCAUAGUUUGUUUCAGGAACGGAAAGCAGUGUAUUGUGUUAUUAAGGCAGGAUAUUAUAGAAUUGAAUCUUGAUUAGCAAUGUCUUUGGCGGAUGAAUUAUUAGCUGACUUGGAGGAGAUCGCGGAGGAAGGAGAAGAACCUGAGAUAAGUAAUGAGCAGGAUGAUGGGAUUGAUGACAUACAGGAUGUUCCCAUGGAGAUGGACACCAACAGUGCAGAGUCCAUAAAGAAUAUUGCAAAACUACGUGAUGGUCAGCAAUUAAAAAAGAUUAUGGCCCAAAUUGAAUAUUAUGAAAAGAAAAAGACCAAAUCAGGUGCAGCUGGACCUGUUGAGGCUGACCCUGAAUAUCAGUUGAUUGUAGAAGCCAAUAACCUCACUGUAGAAAUUGACCAUGAAAUUGAUGUUAUCCACAAAUUCUGUCGUGAUCAUUAUAUGAAGAGAUUUCCAGAGUUAGAAUCAUUGGUACCCGGAGCUUCCGAUUAUAUGAAUACAGUUAAGGAACUUGGUAACAAAUUAGAGAAAGCAAAGACAAAUGAGAAACUACAGGAAAUUUUGACACCAGCCGUUAUCAUGAUAGUAAGUGUAUCUGCAUCAACGACACAAGGACAGUUAAUGGAGGAAGACGAAUUGAAUCGUGUCUACGAAGCAUGUGAUAUGGCUAUGGAUCUAAAUGAAGCUAAACUAAAGGUAUUAGCAUAUGUAGAAUCCAGAAUGUCGUUUAUUGCUCCUAAUUUAUCGAUCAUAGUAGGUGCUUCCACGGCAGCCAAAUUAAUGGGUGCUGCUGGUGGUCUUAGUCAUUUAUCACGAAUGCCGUCAUGUAAUAUAUUAGUAUUAGGAACACAGAAGAAAACUAUGAUGGGUUUUUCCAGUACUGUCACCAACCCACACACUGGGUAUAUUUAUUAUUGUGAUCUAGUACAGGCCACUCCAUCGGAUCUUCGAAAAAAAGCAGCUAGGCUUGUUGCUGCCAAGUGUACACUAGCAGCCCGCGUUGACAGCUUUCAGGAUACCUCUCUCGGUGAAGCUGGACAAACACUAAGAGAAGAAAUUGAAAGAAAGUUAGAUAAAUUACAGGAGCCUCCUCCGGUUAAACAAGCUAAGCCACUUCCUGCUCCAAUUGAUCCUGUCAGAAAGAAGAGAGGGGGCAGAAGAUUAAGGAAAAUGAAAGAGAAAUAUGGUAUGACAGAAAUGAGAAAGGCAGCAAAUAGAAUGACAUUUGGUGCAAUUGAGGAAGAUGCGUAUCAGGACGCUAUGGGGUAUUCUAGCGGCAUGAUCGGUAAAUCGGGCACGGGGAGAAUACGUGGUCCUCAAGUAGACACUAAAACACAAGUCAAGCUAUCCAAAAGUUUACAGAGAACAUUACAAAAACAACAGACAUAUGGUGGUAAAUCAACAGUAAGAGGACGAGAGACGUCGGGUACAGCAUCUAGCGUGGCAUUUACACCAUUACAGGUAGAUUUAUUAGAUGAGGUUUGUAAGUGA
Saccoglossus kowalevskii is the source of this 1617-nucleotide messenger RNA. Its product is annotated as U4/U6 small nuclear ribonucleoprotein Prp31-like. The record is from RefSeq and is a predicted model, not a curated record. Gene Ontology annotation, biological process: spliceosomal tri-snRNP complex assembly; mRNA splicing, via spliceosome. Lineage: Eukaryota; Metazoa; Hemichordata; Enteropneusta; Harrimaniidae. Gene Ontology annotation, cellular component: U4/U6 x U5 tri-snRNP complex; U4 snRNP; precatalytic spliceosome.